Molecule: messenger RNA, 1703 nt
Organism: Ornithorhynchus anatinus (platypus)
Lineage: Eukaryota; Metazoa; Chordata; Mammalia; Monotremata; Ornithorhynchidae
Product: antigen WC1.1-like
Exons: 10
Coding region: 1-1512 (503 amino acids)
Cellular component (GO): membrane
Source: RefSeq, a predicted model, not a curated record
AUGGAGAGUCACUGGAUGGGCUGCCAGGUGAAAACUGGCACCGGACCAGAGUGGCAGACCCCGCUGGAGAAGAAACAGCAACAACCCCCAACCCUGAAAAUACGGGCUGAUGGGCUGGGUGGAGGUUGUGGGGUUGGGAUGGCUUUCGAGGGACGAUGCUCUGCUCAGGGCCUCAGUGUCCUGGUCCUUGGUGUCCUGCUUGUCGUCCCAGGGGCGGCGGCUGACAAGCUGAGGCUGGCGGAUGGAGAGAGCCCAUGUGAUGGGCGUUUGGAAUUGGAACAUAAUGGGCAGUGGGGGACAGUGUGCGAUGAUGACUUGGACAUGAAGGAUGCGGCCGUGGUGUGCAGACAGCUGGGGUGCAGAAGGAAAUCCAGUGUCCAGAAUCUGCCCAGUGUUCCAGAAGGUCAACCUCUCUCCCUCUCCCUUCCGCCGGUCCCUUGGUCCUUCCCCUUGCACUUCCCCUUUCCCUGGCCUUCCCCCAACUUUCACCUCCCCCUCCCUGAGGGCAGUGACUCCGGGCAUCUCUUUCCAGACCGGCGCAACAUCCGUGUGAUAGGGGGUGAGAACAACUGCUCAGGACGUGUGGAGGUGUGGCACAGUGGCACCUGGGGCACGGUGUGUGACGACUCCUGGGAACUGCCAAAUGCGGAGGUGGUGUGCCGGCAGCUGGACUGUGGUUCGGCCGUGGUUGCCCUGAAAGAGGCCGCAUACGGUCCGGGCACUGGAACCAUCUGGAUGGAUGAGGUGGCAUGCAAGGGGCAAGAGGCUUCCCUAUGGGACUGUCCUGCGGGGCCAAGGGGGCAAAGUGACUGUAAGCACAAGGAGGACGCAUCAGUGAAGUGCUCUGGAUUGAGCUCCAAGGUGGAGACCUUUCCCAGGAUCCUGUGGGUCGUGCUGGGAGCCCUGCUCUUCCUGGGCCUGAUCAUCCUGGGGGCUCACGUGCUGCUGCAACAGAGAGCCCGGCGCAAAGCUGCCUCCAGAACCCAGGAUCCUGUCUCCGAGGCUGUAUACCAGGAGCUCGAAUACACGUCAAAGGAGAAAAACACGUUGAGCUUCCAAGGCUCUGGGUCCUGGGGCUCAGAGACUCAUCUGCAGUAUUACACCGAGGACAGCGAAGAGGGAGAUGGAGCCGGAGAGCAAGGGUCCCAUAGAGAGCAGGAGUACGACAUCGUGGAAGACCCCUGGAGCAGUGACAUCCCCCCAUCGCCAGAAGGCAGCGACGCAGACUCCUUCCCCCCGGAGGACCCGGCCGACGGCUACGAUGACGCCGGGGUUCCCGACCCUGCGCUGAACGGUGCGGUGGCCCCGGAACCCCCCGCGGACGUCCCUGGGGGUGCGGUCCCCCCGACAGGUCGGACUUUGCCGUCCCGAGGGGAGGCCGAGGGCCCUGGGGCGGGGACAGGUGACCGGUCGUUGGCCCCCGAGGACCCGGACUACGACGAUGCCGAACUCUGUGUCCUGGACGUCUCCGAGAGAGCGGCCGAGCCCGGAGACCAGCUCCUGGGACGCUGACCCUGCCGCCCGGCUGGGCUGGGGUCGCGAUAGACAUUGCCCUCCCCCACCUGCCGCGAUAUAUCGCCCCCAGAGCAAGAGCCCCAGUCCUGUGGAGCACCAUUUCCAGCUAGGUCUUGGGCACUGCCUUGCCCGGAAGUGUGUGGACACCCCUUAGCCUUCGGCAUUGGCCGUUUCUACCAUUAAAUACG